Messenger RNA from Plasmodium adleri (nom. inval.), 879 nucleotides. RefSeq names its product conserved Plasmodium protein, unknown function. The record is from RefSeq and is a predicted model, not a curated record. Lineage: Eukaryota; Apicomplexa; Aconoidasida; Haemosporida; Plasmodiidae. The transcript has a single exon. The coding region runs from base 1 to 879 and encodes 292 amino acids.
AUGAAAUAUAUUUUACUUUUUUAUACUUUAUUUAUUUUCUUUUACAACAUACCAUAUGAUUAUCUCGAAAAAAAAAAAUAUAUCGCUUGCUUCGAUAGCGUGACACAAAAUGAUGAAGUAGACAUUUUUUAUAGUAGUCCUUCCAGAAUUCAAGAAGAAAAAAGAAAUCAUAGAAUAUUAUAUGGACUUUUAAGAAAAGGUAGAAAAAGAAAAAGAAGAAGAAAUAAAAGUAGCAGAAGAAAUCGACCACAAGCUAGGAAAAAUAAAAAUAAAAGGAAGAAGAUGAAAAAGAAAAAUGAAAAACUAGCCAAACGGAGAAGAAGAAAAGAAAGGAACAGAAAAAAAAAACAACUAAAAAAAGAAAAACGAAGAAGAAAAAAAAAAGAAAAGAAACAAAAAAAAGAAAUGAAAAAAAAAGAAAAGGAAGAAAGAAAAAGAAGAAAAGAAGAAGAAAAAUUAAAUUUGAAAUCACAAGAAAAUAACAAUUCAGUUAAUCAAAAUAAAUUUAAUGAUAAUAAUAAUAAUAAUAAUAAUGAUGAUGAUGAUAAUGAAGAUGACCAUGAAAAAGAAACGGAUGGAGUAAAUAAUCAAAAUGAUAAUUAUGAAAAUACACAAAAUAAUAUAAAUAUUAAAAAUGGAAAAGUACCAAUAAAUAAUAAUAAUAUGGAAUCAUCGAAUCAAAAUAAUAAUACAUCAAAUAUACAAAAAAAUUAUAAAAAUAAUGAUUAUUCAAAUGCAUAUGAAGAACAUAAAAACUACCCACUCAACACAUAUAAUAAUGAUAUACAUACAAAGGUUAUUGACCUCGAUAAAUUACAACAUACAUCCAAAACAGAAAUUAUAGAAAAGCUUAAUCGGGCUAUAGAAAUGUUACAAUAA